UCUGGUAAGUUCCCGGUUGCUGUAGCAGCAUUUGAGGAAGUUCCUCAGCAAGCAGCACACCCGUAGCUAACCGUGACAGUGGAGGAAGCUAGAGAAGGGGGAAUGGAGCGCCGGGCUUCAGAAUUCAGAUCUCUCAACUAAAAAAAAAAAAAAGGUGCGGAUGCCAUUUUGAAGCUCACCACGUGGCGGAGAAAUGAACUGAGGUGGAGCUCCCCCGUCCCACGAUGGAGGAAGGGGCAUCUCUGCUUGUGGCUGAAUGGCUCAGAGCCCUUCACCUGGACCAGUACUUGGAGAGCUUUGAGAAGAACGACCUCUGGAAGGUGUCGGACUGCAGGAACCUGACGGAUGAGACGCUGACUCAGAUCGGGAUCUUGCUGCCAGGCCAUCGCAAGCGCAUCCUCUUUGGCCUCCAGAAGGCCUUCAUGGAGGCUCCACCAGGCAUGGAGGGGCCUGCGGUGGCAGCGAGGAGGCCGGUCCCCAUGAAACGCAACAUUUUCCGGGUCAGCACAGAUGCUGUGACCGCCUGGGCAGAGCCGGAGCUCAAAGGUGACUCGCCCACGUCAGCCAGCGGAAAGUCUCCUCUUCUCACGGAGAUGGAGAACCCUGCCGGCCUCAGCCAGGUGCCCCCACCCAUCCCGCCGAGACUGGGGUGUCGCCCUCCCAUCAAGUUCUCCUCAAUGUCGCCUCCUGUCUCUGCUGAACUGUCCCCUGCUGUCCCCUGUCGCUCCGAACUGCCCUCCUUCACUGACUUUGCCCCUCCACUGCCUGCUCCUCUGCCAGCCAGAGACAAGCUCUCUCUGGGGCCAGCGGUCCCAGAAGGGAAGGGGAAACUACCGCUGCCCCCUUUGCCAGUGAAACGCCACCAGCUGGAGACCAAGCCCCACUCCCUCAAGGUGCCCCCCCUGCCAAGCCGACCACCCUUGCUGCCGCCAAGGGCUUUGUCCCAGAGGACGACCACCAGCUUUCCUGCUAGAGAGGAAUCUCAAGCCCCUGAGCCGGUGCCUAUUGUCCCACCCCCUCUGCCUCCUGUCCUUCCCCCUGUGAAACCACAACAACAGAGCCCCCCGAUACUGCCUCCUAGACCAGUCGAUCUCUUCCAGCCGGAGUUUGAUGACUCUGACUAUGAAGAACCCCCGUGGGAGGAGGAAUUGGCAGCUGCCACGGGAGAAAUGAGUGACAAGGACGAUGCCGAGACCAUGAGGGGGAGGCCACACUCGGAGCGAGUCAACAGUCUGUUCAGCGAGGACGAGCUCAUUGAAGACUAUUACGACCCGCCACCGGCUGCCAAUGACAGCAGCUGUUGGAAUGACUAUGGCUUGAGCACCCCGCAGUCCAGCGGCACGGUAUCCUCCCGCAGCUCCAGCAUGCACAGCGGCAGCACAGAGGGGUUGGAUGCCCCCGCCCAGUUCUUACCCAUCAUCAAAGCCGGGUGGCUGGACAAGAACCCCCCGCAAGGCUCAUACAUCUACCAGAAGCGCUGGGUGAAGCUAGACGCCGACUACCUCCGAUAUUUUGACAGCGAAAAGGACACGUAUUCCAAGCGCUUCAUUCCGGUGACCUCAAUAACCCGCGUGGCCAGCAUUGGAGACCAGAAAUUCGAGGUGAUAACUAACAACAGGACCUUCGCCUUCCGGGCUGAGAGUGAUGCGGAUCGUAACGAGUGGAUGAGGACCCUCCAGCAGAUGGUGGACGAGCGGAAGUUCAAGGCUUUGAACAGGAUAUCCCUGUUCCAGCUGGCCAUCGGCACCUUGGACUCAGUGGACAAGUGCGGGCUGCUGGAGCUGCGGGGCUUUAAGAACAAGCUGUACGUGGUGGUGGCUGGAGAUAAGGUUUUCCUGUACAAGAACGCCGAGGAUUAUCGACAGGGGAUCGGAAUCACCUACAUUGAGAUGAAUGUGGGGAACGUGAAGGAUGUGGACAGAAGAGGAUUUGAUCUGACAACGCCUUACAGGAUCUUCAGCUUCUCGGCAGACUCAGACCAGGAGAAGGAUGAGUGGGUGGAGGCCAUGCAGCAGUCCAUCGCUGAGGCUCUCUCCAACUCGGAGGUAGCGGAGAAGAUCUGGUCGGUGGAGGCAAACCAGUUCUGCGCCGACUGCGGGUCGCCCAAACCCGACUGGGCCUCCAUCAACCUUUGUGUCGUCAUCUGCAAGAGAUGCGCAGGAGAACAUCGGGGGCUGGGGCCGAGCAUCACCAAAGUGCGGAGCCUGAAGAUGGACAGAAAGGUGUGGACGGAGGAGCUGAUUGAGCUGUUCUGCAAGAUUGGUAACUGCGUGGCGAACCAGUUCUGGGCAGCCAACGUGCCCCCCAGCGAGGCCAUCCACACGGUGAGCGGGAGCCAGGAGCGGAGACGCUUCCUCGUAGCCAAGUACAAGGAGGGCAAGUAUCGGCGCUACCACCCGCUCUUUGGGAACCAGGAAGAGCUCAACAAGGCCCUGUGUGCUACGGUGACGACCAGCGACCUGGCUGAAACUCAGUCCCUGGUGUUCUGCGGGGCGGAGGUGAGCUGCUUCUCCGGGGACCCCAACUUCCCGAACCCCAUCGCCUUAGCCGAGCAGGCUGGACAGAAGCUGCAGAUGGAAUUCCUGCUUCAUAACAAAAACUCAGAGAUCCCGCGGGUGGAAGCGGGGUGCAGUGAGGAGAAGCACUACUCGGUGAUCCUGCCGUCCGUCACUCACAACGGCUUCCUCUACAAGAUGCCCUCCAUGGCCAAGCUGAUGCAUGAACGGAAAUCCCGGGAAGAAUUCAGCCGCCGCUGGUGCACCCUCAACGACAGCAUCUUCAGCUACUACGAGAACGACCGCAACGCCGUGCCUAAUGGCGAGAUCAAGAUGGAGGAGAUCGUGUGCCUGGUGAACAACCCGCCUGACACCCACGGGUUUGAGAGCACAUUUGAGGUCUACAUUGAAUCAGAGAGACUGUACCUCUUUGGGCUGGAUAACCUGGAGGCCAUUCGGAAGUGGGUCAAGUCCAUAGCCAAGUCCUUCGUCCACCCCCGAGCGGAUGAGCUGCUGAGCCACGACUUCGAGAGGAUCGGGCGGCUGCAGUACAAGGGCGGACUGAACCUGCAGCGGGCCAAGGAGGGCUGGUUCGCCCUCACCCAGUCCACCCUCUACGCCUUCUUUGAGGACAGUGACAAGGAGGAGGCACUGCACCUGAAGAAGCUGCAGGAGCUCUCCGUCCAAGGGGACAGUCUGGUUCUGGUGGAGAGAAGAAGGACGCUGUACAUCCAAGGGGAGAGGAAGCUGGAUUUCUUGGGCUGGGUGGCUGCCAUCCAGAAGGCUGCGGGGAGCUCCGGUGACACGUUGUCUGAGCAGCAGCUCACGGAGUCGGACAUCCCUGUCAUCGUAGACAGAUGCACGAUUACAUCACGCAGGCGGUACGUCCUCACCCAGGAGUUCCCUGUCUGUGGGCUGACCUCGGAGGGGAUCUACAGGAAGAGCGGCCAGAACUCCAAGACCACCAAUCUGCUGGAGAUGCUCCGGAGGACGCGCGCAGGGUCGGCUCCAAGGAAGGGGUAGCACCAGGUGGACGACGUCUCCAACACGCUGAAGAGGUUCUUCCGAGACCUCGGGGAUGGGCUCACCAAAGAGUUCUGCCAGGACUGGCUGAAGGCAGCAGCGAUUGAAGACGAGGAGGAGAAGAUUGGCCAGUACCGUCGGCUCCUGAGCAGCCUCCCCAUGGUGAACAGAGCCACAGUCAAAGCGCUGAUCAACCACCUGUACCGGGUCCAGUACUUCUCCGACAUGAACCAGAUGAACACACACAACCUGGCUAUCGUCUUUGGGCCGACGCUCUUCCAGACGGACGGGAAGGACUACAAGGCGGGGCGCGUGGUGGAGGAUCUCAUCAGCCGCUACGUGGUCAUAUUUAGCGUGGACGAACAAGAGAUGAGGAAACAGCAGGACGAGAUCACGGCCAUCAUCAAGAUGCGGAUAGCCGGCUCGUCUAGUGGAACCCAGCAAGCCGGGGACUUCAUCUGCACAGUGUAUCUGGAGGAGAAGAAGACGGAAGCAGAACAGCACAUCAAGAUCCCAGCCACCAUGACGGCGGAAGAGCUGACCUUCGAGAUCUUGGAACGGAGGAAAAUUGUUAUGAAGGAGAAGGAGUACUGGAGCUGCUUCGAAGUGAAUGAGAGGGAGGAAGCAGAGCGGCCCUUGCACUACUCUGAGAAAGUCCUGCCUAUCUUGCAUGACCUGGGGACGGACAGCUUCCUGGUGGUGAAGAAGCAGCUGUCCAUGGAGAAUAUGCUCAUCUAUCUAGCCAGCAGAGUGGGCGACAGCAAGCACGGCAUGAUGAAGUUCCGGGAGGAGAGGAACCUUCUGGGGCUCGGGCUGAGCACGGGCUUCCACGACCGAUACUUCAUCCUGAACCACAGCUGCCUGAGGCUCUACAAGGAAGUGCGGAGCUUGAAGCAGCGGAUGCCUGCUGUGGAAAACAGCCACAGACCGGAGAAAGAGUGGCCAGUCAAGAAUCUGAAAGUUUAUCUGGGAAUUAAGAAGAAACUGCGCCCUCCAUCCUGCUGGGGAUUCACGGUGUUCUGUGAAAACGAGAAGCAUGAAAAGCAGCAGUGGUACCUGUGCUGUGAUACGCAGAUGGAGCUGCGCGAGUGGUUCGCAACCUUUCUCCACGUACAGAACGGCGGGAACGUGUGGCCCUCCGAAUCCUCCAAGGUGCGGGCGUCACGGACGCAGCAGGACUCCAGGUUGGGUAACAUCUCGCUCAUCCCUCUGCGGGGCAAUGAGAAUGAGAUGAGGAACAGUGUGGCUGCUUUUGCUGCUGAUCCGCUAACUCUUCUUCGAAACGUAUGAGCCGGAGACCUAACACAUCAGGUCCGUUUGCAAGAGGGGGGAGCCAGCCUGAGAGCCCAGGUGCGCACAAGUCACGUCACAUUGUCCCUGCUCACCCAGCGGGGUCUGCGCAGAGACCGGGGGACUCCCAGAAUGUGUGCCGGCCCCUCGAUCCAAUCAUUUCUUUCUACAGCAAAGCCGACAGCAGCAGGAAAACGAUAAGCAACUGUGUUUGAUUUAAGGAAAAUGAAUCCAUUGGCAAAGAGCGGCUUCUAAAGGGUUAAUUAUUCAAGCAGACACUGUCUCAUCAGUCAUCUUGCCGGCUGUCCGUGCCGUGACCAGCCGAACCCCAGAGACGGGGCAGAGGAAGCUGUGCUGGGAUGGACUUUCUGGACCCAUCACUUCACCUGGGAGUGUCUUUCUCCCCCAUCACCAGCUGCUUCUUGCUUCUUCUUGGGUCCUGAAUUAAAACUGGAAGGGCGCAGGCUGGGAUGGCCCCUCUCUGGUGCCAGCUGCGGCUCAGGGAGGGGUUAGGGGCUGGGGGCACUCUUGCUUUCUUUAAAAUUCUUUCUCUCUAUUUGAAACCGCAAGCCACCGAAAGGCAGCAAGGACCACGCAGCCAGUCCAGGCAGAGACCUUCCCGCAAGGGUGCUUCUGCUGGUGGAAGCAUUAAACCUUCCCAAGGAGGAGCGACGGGCUAACCCCAGCUGUUCUGUAUCACUACGUUGGAGAAGGGCUGAAGACGACCCAUGGGGGAAGCGGAUGGAAGGCUCCCAUCGCUGCUGCUGGCCCCUCAGAGCCACACGCCGCUUCUCUCCUUCUCCCAGGCCGCCCGAUCCCGUGACCGCAUAGGCCUUUUGGGUGAAAGAUUCGCGAGCAGGGCUUUAGAGCAGGGAGAGUCCAGCGCCCAGCCGUGGGCAUGUGGAGAUGGCUGAGUGGAGUCACGGCUGGGACGCGUGGCUUGAGGGGCCUUGGUGGAAGCAGCAAGAGACUGGGGCGCGUGUGGGGGGACGGGACUCUGGACCAGCCUGAAGUUGAGCUUGGAGUGGGGCCGUUUGUCAUGGGAGUCUGUUGCCUUCUGGUGUGUAGGAAACUGCAAACUGUGUCUGCAGCAGCUGUGGGCAGGGAGAGGGGCCAGUGCUGUCCUGGACAAUGGCAUCCUUGGUUAUGGUUAAUAUUAAACGCCUGGGGAAGCCCAUGUGAUGGUGUCCCCGUGAUUCUGGGCUGCAGGGCAAAGGGAGGGGCUGGCAGCCUGAAUGCAGCAGGCUAAUGCUGGGGAUGUCCUGUUACCCCUGGGCUGCAAGCUGAGAUAAAGGGGCAAAGAACCGUGGGCUUGGGGCUGCAGGCCAAGAUGGGGGAGUGGGGGAGGGUCAGUUGCUUCCCCUAGAGGUGAAGAUGGAGGAGCAUGAGCCCAUUAUUUUAGGGCCCCAGGCCAAGACGGAGGAGCAGUGGCCCUCUUCCUCAGGACUCUAAGUUGGGACAGAGAGAAAGAGGCCAGUUUCUGUCUCCCUCAAUGUUCAAAAGUGGGUGCUCAGAGAGCCGAGCGAUCAAUCGCUAAUGCACUAGGCAAAGCCAGAUCAGUUGCUAAUACUAUCAGGCAAAGCCAGAGCGUUCUCCAGGUGGCUAGCUACAUGGGAGAAUUCUUCUGUUUAAUAGUCUCCCUUUUCUUUAAAAGCCUAGGAGGUUCUAGACCCAAAAAAAGAUGUUAAAAGAACAUUACAUCUGCAUGGUCAAGCACUCAAAAGCCAGGAAAUGUCAAAAGUAAGGUUAUCCAGGCAACCUUAACUCUGCCCCUUGAACAUUAUGGUAUAGUGUUUAAUGAUGUGAUCACAUGCCAUUUUCUCUGCAAACCCUCUGCCCCAUUCCUUGUUUGGUGAAUGAGGCAGGGACCACACAGUGAGCAGCUGUCUUGUUCACUGCAUGCCAGGCAGCUUGUGCCUUGCACGAGGCAGGUGCUGCAGGAAACCAGUGUGUGAUCCUGUAAUUAAAGAGUGUAUUGUAACCCAUACCUAGGGGGAAGAGUUAAGGUUAUGCAGCAGUCUGUAACCAGAUAACCUUAACGUAAGUGUCUUUUUGGUAUGGAAUAGAGUAGUAAUGUUCUGUCUAUAUAUAACAUCUUUCAGCUGGGGAAGACAGAGCACUUUACAAAGGAGAAAAGGGUAAUGUUGCUCUUUCUAUCAGGGCUCACACUCUAAAGAACAGGUCAGAUGCAAUGCCUUGGAAAACUGAAGUUAGAAUUAAGCAUGGCCAUUUAUUCUGUUAACCUGGGCCAAGGAAAGGGGGCCAUAGGGAUAAUAAACGUUUUGCACUUCCUUAGCCUCUUUUGCCCAAGGAUCUCUAAGCAUUAGGAGAGCUGCAUUGUAAGGGUUAGAUGGGGGGGUGGUUCAGAUCACGUUUCACUCCCCCUCACACACUCAAACAUAGCCAGUGUCAGGACUGGACACGGCUGCUGGUUAACAUCAGCAUUGCACACCACGUCGGGACAGGAAGCGAAGAUGAAUGCCAUAUCUUGCUGAAGCUACAGGGGGAAUUUAAGGAGGCCAGCUGGAGUGAUCCAAGUAGAAAUCGGCCCAGGAGCCUGGUGUUAACACCCCCUACUCUUGGGGUACCAGGCAAGCUAUGGCCAGUGCUGGAACCUAGUUUCUUUGCAUAAAGAAGCCGAGAGACCAAGAUGACUGGCUGCUCAGAAACAGCAUGUCCGGUUAGCUAGGGAAUUCCAUCCCAUCCUGGUGGAGGGUGACCUGGCCUCAGUUUUUCAGGCCUUCCUUGCCUGUCCUCUGGAUUCCAGCAAUACAACACACCUGGGCAUGAAGCCUUCAGGGUUUAGGAAACUUCAACUAAUACAUAACAUUGCAGCAUGUCUCCUUAGCAACAUGGGCUACCGCGAGCACAGCAGAUCUGCCCUCUGCUUCCCACAGAUCACUGAAUCCAGCUACAAAGUCCUUGUUUUCAGAGUAGUCAAUGGCCUCAGCCCAGGGUAUCUAAAAUAGCCUGCGGUGCCAAGAUCGGGACUGGAGUGGAGCUCUCUGCUCCUCUGGUACAGUCGAACUUUCCACCAUCAUCUGUGCAGGAGACAGAACUUUGUCAGGGGCUGGUCCCAGACUGCGGAGUCAACUCCCCCAGGAACUAAGGACCGUCACAGACCUCCUCACCUUCCACCCCAAGGGCAAUAGGAGCUUCUCCAAUCAGCCUUCUCGAACAGAGGAAGAUGAUGGAGGCUGUCAGGCAGCCACUUCUGGCUUCCUGAUGUAUGCCACUUGGCCCUGGCAUUAACUGGAACAGCUGAGGAGCUGCUCUAACUUACACCUGUGGUGAAAUGUCCAUGAGACAGGACACGGGUGCUCCAUGGGUCUCGCCACCUCUCAGGAUUUGGCCAUAGGAUUGUAGGAAACAGCUGCAACCAUGCAGAGGUCUAAGGUACCGUACCAGGGCGCAGAGCAGUUAUUCAUUAAUGAUGCUGAGGUGUCCAGUGAAUCUAGUUUGUUGGCUAGCUGGAGAUUUUCGAACCAGUUGUCAGGUUCCCAUUCCCCAAACCGCUCCUUGAAAUAUGCUUCUGAAGUAGAUGCUGUCUGUGUGCAUCUGGUUCAGCAAAGCCAACAUGAAUAGCAAAUGAUUAACAGGGAAUGAAUGCUAGGAGUAACUGAGUCCCCCAGGGAUGAGAGAGAGAGCGGGAUAAAGAGCCCCACUCAGGCUGCAGAGAAACAGGCACCAGAGUCAAAAGCUAUUCUGGCUGGAGAUCCAAGACGCUGGAAGCAGCUCACUGCUCUGCUUGGCAAAAGACUGAGACCCCUGUUUAUGCCUUGUGGGCAUAAAAUGGACUGAAAUUGGGGCCCCUACAUGCUGCUUGGGGUUUUACACUGUGUGUCGUAUGCAUUAUGGAUGGGAAAAGUCCAACUAUUGAAGAGAGAUGGUCAGGAACCAGAUUUUCCAUUCUGUAGAUCUUUUUUUUCUUUUCUGUUCCUAAAUGGAACGAAACCAAAAAACGUGGACAUUUCCCGCAAUGUGAAAUUUCAGGGGGCGGGGGAAAUUGUUUUAGGUCAGUUUGAAACAUUUUGUUCCAACUUCAACUUUUUCAAUUUGCUACGACGUUAUCUAAGAUAAAAUAAAGAAAUGGAAAGUUGUUCCCCAGGGAGAUUCGGGGCAGCUGUUCAUUGGGUUUUGGUUUGGUUUUCCUGAAAUGAAAUUUUGAGAUCAGCGUG
Molecule: messenger RNA, 8986 nt
Organism: Dermochelys coriacea (leatherback sea turtle)
Lineage: Eukaryota; Metazoa; Chordata; Testudines; Dermochelyidae
Gene: ARAP1
Product: ArfGAP with RhoGAP domain, ankyrin repeat and PH domain 1
Biological process (GO): signal transduction
Cellular component (GO): plasma membrane; trans-Golgi network; cytoplasmic vesicle
Molecular function (GO): GTPase activator activity; protein binding
Source: RefSeq, a predicted model, not a curated record